AUUACAUCAUCCAAAUAUUGUGGAUUACAAACAUGCUUGGUUAGAGCAUCAUCAGUUGAAAAACUUUUGGUAAAUCCCCAUUGCAUUAAUGAUAUAAAUUAUGUUUUAAUGGAACGUGGCAAUAGUGGUAAUUUGGAAGAAUUCAUUGAUAUUCAACCAUCCACUUUGUCCAUGCAAAAAGAUUCUAAUUAUCAUCAUCUUACACCAAAAGAACGUUUACUUCGUAUUAUCCAUCGAGAUUUAAAACCUUCUAAUUUACUAUUACAAUAUGAUAACUCAGAAGAUUUGACUGGAAUAGUAUUGAUAUCGGAUUUUGGUGAAUGUGAUAGACCUGGUGCUACUGGAACACUAGAAAUUAUGGCACCAGAACUAUUAACCGGUAAUUACAACGUAAAACAAAAUACUCUCAAAAAUCAGAUAUGUGGUCACUUGGAAUGGUACUUUAUUAGUUAUGUUACUCAAAUUGAAGAUGUUGAUAUUUUGAAACAAAGAAAUUAUGCAUUUUAA
This is a messenger RNA of Cetraspora pellucida, 507 nucleotides long. NCBI's taxonomy places the organism in Eukaryota, Fungi, Glomeromycota, Glomeromycetes, Diversisporales, Gigasporaceae. The record is from the annotation of a GenBank genome assembly.